CACAAUAAAAACAAGCAAAGCAAGCAAAUCCGGAUUUGGAGCCCAGGAAUGUCCGGAUUCCGGAUCAAACUUUUCUCAUGCACUAAUCCAAAGAGAAAGCAAACCAAAAGGACAACAAUAAACAACACUGUCCGAAUCCGGACAAAGCUCUUUUCAGCUCUCAUGAUGCAUUGUUUUUGUUUUUAUUACACUAUAUAUAUAUAUAUAUAUAAACGACUCUGAAUUCUGGAAGAUUGGAGAGUGGAGUGGGUCAGAUUGAGUGGCCAUUGUUAGUUUUUCCUUUGAUGUGAUGCAUUUAGACAGUCUUUUGAGCUUUAAUUAAUUAAUUCAUUUCAAAAAUCAAAACUCUCGCAUUCCCAUAGCCAACAAAAAGAGUGCUUAGGCGGAGAUUUUUUUAUAUUUUACAGAUUCAGUGUAACUACGAUGUUGCUUAACUUUAAGACUUCUUCAAUUGGAUUACUUGGUUAAUUUGCAUUAUGGCCGCUUUUCCUCUUUAGCUGCAAUUACAGACCCCUUUUCUUGAAAGAACAUAACCUUUCGAUUGGUUUCAUGUCAACUGAGAAAUUGUUUUCUUUAGAAAUUAAAAACACAGCUCAAGCUCAACCAAUUCAACAUGUCUGUAAAGCUGCUAUGGCUUGUACCUUCCCGAUCAGACCUCUCCAAUAUUUUGGGGUUCAUUCAUUCAUCCCGAGAUGGAAACCGGUCCUUAGGUUCCUCCAAAUUUUUAUUCCUAGAUAGGAAUUUGUUGUUCAAGUACAGUGCAAAUAAGGGUAAGAAACAGAAAUGGAACUCGUAUUCUUUAAGGACGGAUCUGAGGUAUCCAUGCAUAGGUAGUUCUGGUUCAGAAAGCUUAAGCUCAAGCUCGGUUCCUCUAGUAUCAAGCAUGGUGGCAACUAGCUCAGCAGGAGAAAUGACUGUCUCCUCAGAGGAGAAGGUUUACAAUGUUGUACUGAAGCAGGCAGCUUUGGUUAAGAGGCAGUUGAGACCUAGUGGGGAUCUUGAUGUGAAACCAGAUAUUGUUGUCCCUGGUACUUUGAGCUUGUUGACUGAAGCUUAUGACCGUUGUGGAGAAGUUUGUGCCGAGUAUGCAAAGACUUUCUAUUUGGGAACUUUGCUGAUGACCCCCGAAAGGCGGAGGGCUAUUUGGGCAAUCUAUGUGUGGUGUAGGAGGACAGAUGAGCUUGUUGAUGGGCCAAAUGCGUCGUAUAUAACUGCAACAGCUUUAGAUAGGUGGGAAGCGAGGUUGGAGGAUCUAUUCAGAGGUCAUCCAUUUGAUAUGCUUGAUGCUUCUUUAUCAGAUACGGUUGCUAAAUUUCCCAUUGACAUUCAGCCUUUCAAAGACAUGAUCGAAGGAAUGAGGAUGGACCUUAGGAAGUCAAGAUACAAAAAUUUUGAUGAACUAUAUCUCUAUUGUUAUUAUGUUGCUGGCACUGUUGGGUUGAUGAGUGUUCCUGUUAUGGGCAUUGCACCUGAAUCUCUAGCUACUACAGAGAGUGUCUAUAAUGCUGCACUGGCUUUAGGGAUUGCGAAUCAGCUUACUAACAUACUUAGGGAUGUUGGAGAGGAUGCACAAAGGGGAAGGAUUUAUCUACUGCAGGAUGAAUUAGCACAGGCUGGACUUUCAGAUGAGGACAUUUUUGCUGGAAAGGUUACAGAUAAGUGGAGAAACUUCAUGAAGAAGCAAAUAAAGAGGGCAAGGAUGUUCUUUGAUGAAGCAGAAAAAGGAGUGGCAGAGCUGAGUGCAUCUAGUAGAUGGCCGGUUUGGGCAUCAUUGCUGUUGUAUCGCCAAAUACUAGAUGAGAUAGAGGCCAAUGAUUAUAACAACUUCACAAAGAGAGCUUAUGUGAGCAAAGCAAAGAAAUUAGUUGCCCUGCCAGUUGCAUAUGCAAAAUCCCUCAUUGGCCCGUCAAGAACUUCCUCUUUUCUGGGUAAGGCAUAAUCUAACUAGCAAAAUAUAAAACAAUAAAAGCAUAUAAAUAGUCAAAAAGAAAAGGAAAGAGAAAGAAGAGAAAACCAUGUUGGUAAUAUUGGAAAUUGCCAUGAUGCAGCAAUUAUUAAUCAAAAGGAGAGCAGUGACUGUGAAUUACAUUGUAAAUUCAUUUCUCUCAACGAUGUAAUUUUGCACUUCCUAUGUAAGAGAGCCUAUUUGUUGGUUCAGCACCGUGUGUUGCAGAUUCUUCGCCUUGUUACCAGGAUUAAAUUUGGAUAUUUAUAUGGUAAUGCCAUGAGCUUGGGCCUGAUGUUUAA
This is a messenger RNA of Theobroma cacao (cacao), 2247 nucleotides long. RefSeq names its product PHYTOENE SYNTHASE (gene PSY). The record is from RefSeq and is a predicted model, not a curated record. Gene Ontology annotation, molecular function: geranylgeranyl diphosphate synthase activity; squalene synthase [NAD(P)H] activity. NCBI's taxonomy places the organism in Eukaryota, Viridiplantae, Streptophyta, Magnoliopsida, Malvales, Malvaceae. Gene Ontology annotation, biological process: biosynthetic process.